GGGCGGCGGGACGCAGGGACUGCGGCGGCCGGAGCGCGCGAGGUACGCCUCAGCCUGUGUGGCAGGUGAUCUGAGUCAUAGGCCCCAGGUGACUCUUGAGGAGCAUCUGCAGACCAGAGGAUGGCCCAAGUCCUGCACGUGCCAGCCCCCUUCCCAGGGACCCCUGGCCCAGCCUCCCCACCCGCCUUCCCUGCCAGGGAGCCUGACCCGCCGUACUCCGUGGAGACGCCCUACGGCUACCGCCUCGACCUGGACUUUCUCAAGUACGUGGAUGACAUCGAGAAAGGCCACACGCUCCGGCGAGUGGCCGUGCAGCGCCGGCCGCGCCUCGGCUCACUGCCCCGAGGUCCUGGCUCCUGGUGGACAUCCACCGAGUCUCUGUGCUCUAAUGCCAGUGGGGACAGCCGCCACUCGGCCUAUUCCUACUGUGGCCGUGGCUUCUACCCGCAGUACGGUGCCCUGGAGACCCGAGCCGGUUUCAACCCGCGCGUGGAGCGCACGCUGCUGGACGCCCGUCGCCGCCUGGAGGACCAGGCGGCUGCGCCCACUGGCUUGGGCUCCCUGACCCCCAGCGCGGCAGGCUCCACCAGCUCCUUGGUGGGCGUGGGGCUGCCACCCCCGACGCCACGGGGCUCGGGACUGUCCACACCUGUGCCUCCCAGCGCCGGGCACCUGGCCCACGUGCGGGAACAGAUGGCAGGUGCCUUGCGGAAGCUGCGGCAGCUGGAGGAGCAGGUGAAGCUGAUCCCCGUGCUCCAGGUGAAGCUCUCUGUGCUGCAGGAGGAGAAACGGCAGCUCACAGUACAGCUCAAGAGCCAGAAAUUCCUGGGCCAUCCCACAGGGGCCCGGGGCCGCAGCGAGCUCUGCCUGGACCUCCCAGAGCCCCCCGAGGAUCCGGUGACUCUCGAGACCCGGAGCGUGGGCACCUGGGUCCGGGAGCGGGACUUGGGGGUGCCCGAUGGGGAGGCAGCCCUUGCCGCUCAAGUCGCCGUGCUGGAGACCCAGCUCAAAAAAACCCUCCGGGAGCUGCAAGCAGCUCAGGCCCAGCAGGCUGACCCCCGGCCCCCACCAGACAGCCCCAUCCGUGUGGACACUGUCCGGGUGGUAGAGGGCCCUCGGGAGGUGGAGGUGGUGGCCAGUACAGCCGCCGGGGCCCCUGCACAGCGGGCCCAGAGUCUGGAGCCCUAUGGGACAGGGCUGCGGUCCCUGGCAACGUCUGGAAGGGUCGAGAGCCCUGCUGUGUUCCGCAGCCAUGAGGUGGUAGAGACAGCAUUCCCAGCAUCCACUGGCAACGCGCCCACUGGCAACGUCCACCUGGUGAAAAAGAUCAGCAUCACGGAACGAAGCUGCGAUGGGACAACUGGGCUCCCACAGGCUCUGGCAGAGUCAUCCUCGUCACCCCCAGGAGUGGCGGUGACCCCCCUGGCACAGCCUGAGAAGAACGCGGGUGGAAUGGGCGCCUGCGAGGCUGCUAACACGGAGCCCACCAGGCAAGCAGCCUCGUGUGACUCAGAGGAGGCAGGGAGUGCAGGCGAGCCCCCGGCAGGCGUGCGGUCCAUCAUGAAGCGCAGAGAGGAGUCCGCAGACCCCGCGGCCCACCGGAGGAGCCUGCAGUUUGUGGGGGUCAAUGGCGGGUACGAGUCCUCAUCUGAGGACUCAAGCACAGCAGAGAACUUUUCAGACAACGAGAGCACAGAGAGUGAGGCCCCAGAGCCAAAGGAGAAGGUUCCAAGCGUGGCCGAAGCCCCCCAGCUCAGGCCCUCGGGGACGGCGGUGGCCAAGAGCAGCCAGGAGGAGAGCCAGCUAUCUCGGGAGUCUCAGCAGGCGCCCGUGGUGGAGGGCGCGUCAGGAGCGAAUGCGGAGGAGGAGAUCCGGAUGGAGCUAAGCCCUGACCUUAUCUCAGCCUGCCUGGCCCUGGAAAAGUACCUGGACAACCCCAAUGCCCUCACUGAGCGGGAGCUGAAAGUGGCCUACACGACGGUGCUGCAGGAGUGGCUGCGCCUGGCCUGCCGCAGCGAUGCACACCCUGAGCUCGUGAGGCGCCACCUGGUCACCUUCCGGGCCAUGUCGGCACGCCUGCUGGACUACGUGGUCAACAUUGCCGACAGCAACGGCAACACGGCUCUACACUACUCUGUGUCUCAUGCCAACUUCCCCGUGGUGCGGCAGCUGCUUGACAGCGGUGUGUGUCAGGUGGACAAGCAGAACCGUGCUGGCUACAGCCCCAUCAUGCUCACUGCCCUGGCUACCCUGAAGACCCAGGAUGACAUCGAGACCAUCCUGCAGCUCUUCCGGCUCGGAAACGUCAAUGCCAAAGCCAGCCAGGCGGGGCAGACCGCCCUGAUGCUGGCCGUCAGCCACGGGCGGGUGGACGUGGUCAAAGCUCUGCUGGCCUGUGAAGCGGACGUCAACCAGCAGGAUGACGACGGCUCCACGGCCCUCAUGUGCGCCUGUGAGCACGGCCACAAGGAGAUCACGGGCCUCCUGCUGGCCGUGCCCAGCUGCGACAUCUCACUCACUGACCGCGACGGGAGCACCGCUUUGAUGGUGGCCUUGGACGCCGGGCAGAGUGAAAUCGCGUCCAUGCUGUACUCUCGCAUGAACAUCAAGUGCUCGUUUGCCCCGAUGUCCGAUGACGAAAGUCCUGCGUCAUCCUCUGCCGAAGAGUAGCCGUGAGGGAGGCCAGAGGCACCUCUGCUUGGGGCCAACCAGCCCCAGAGCCAGCUGGCCCUCGUCCCUUGUCCCCUCCCUUGCCAGCCCCCACGCAGACUCACCAAGGCCCACGUCUCAAAGGCAAGUGGAUUUUUCUUCCGCUUCCCAGGAGGAGCCCCCGACAGCAGCAAGACUCCAGCUUAAAGCGGGUUUUUCCUGGUAGGCCAGUUCAAAGCAGCCGCAGUGCAGACUGAAGCUAAAUUCUUACGUAAAUCGGCGCCAGUGGCCAAGGCUGGGGCGUGGGUUUAUGAAGAACAUGGAGAACAAUCAACU
Messenger RNA from Odobenus rosmarus divergens (Pacific walrus), 2985 nucleotides. It is a transcript of the gene KANK2, whose product is annotated as KN motif and ankyrin repeat domains 2. The record is from RefSeq and is a predicted model, not a curated record. Gene Ontology annotation, molecular function: protein binding. NCBI's taxonomy places the organism in Eukaryota, Metazoa, Chordata, Mammalia, Carnivora, Odobenidae. The coding region runs from base 121 to 2670 and encodes 849 amino acids. The transcript is spliced from 12 exons. Gene Ontology annotation, biological process: negative regulation of vitamin D receptor signaling pathway; negative regulation of intracellular estrogen receptor signaling pathway; negative regulation of G1/S transition of mitotic cell cycle. Gene Ontology annotation, cellular component: cytoplasm.